This is a messenger RNA of Parasteatoda tepidariorum (common house spider), 1918 nucleotides long. NCBI's taxonomy places the organism in Eukaryota, Metazoa, Arthropoda, Arachnida, Araneae, Theridiidae. The record is from RefSeq and is a predicted model, not a curated record.
GAUUAGUUCAUUUUUCUGUCUGCACUCGUAACUGUAACUCACAACGUUUUUCAUCUCUUGCAUGCUGGGACAAGUGACAAGUUUUGUUGUUGAAGGGAUUACAAUACGCAUCUCUUUAAAGAAAUAAAUAACUUAAAUUUAAUUGUUUAUUUGAAAGGCUGGAGAAACCUUUUAACCUAUAAAUGACCUUUUUAAGUUCCAGAGAAUAACUGAUACUAUUAUUUCAACUCAAGUUCAUUGUGAGAAGCAAAAAGUUUGAUAUUUUUUAAGAAAGAAGUUCUAUAGGAGUAUGACCAAGAAAGAUUGGCGUCCUUUUGCAUAUGGAGGACUUGCAUCGAUUGCAGCGGAAUUUGGGACAUUUCCGAUUGACACUACAAAAAUUAGACUUCAAGUACAAGGUCAAGUAUCUGAUGUUAGAUUUAAGGAAAUAAAGUACAGGGGCAUGUUUCAUGCUCUCUUCCGUAUUUCAAAAGAAGAGGGAAUUCAAGCUUUAUAUUCAGGGUUAGGUCAACACAUGCGGUCACCACUCGCUUUGCCCCGUGUGUAACCUGAUCUUCAAGAAAUCGUCCAGUUAAAGUAAAUUUAUCUUAUGUGAACAUGAUAGAUCCUACACAUUUCCAUGCUCAGGUAAAAUGGAAGGGUAAGUAUACAUAAGCUACCCAUCCUCUUCUAUCUAUCACUCCUGUUUCAUUAAUAAUUCAUUCUUGUAUAACAAUUACUCUAUUCUAAUAUAUGCUUCUUUUUUAUUAUAACUGCUCUCUGUUAAAUUUUAUUUUUCAUUUAUAUGCCUCAAAUUGAAAUUCCUGUUUCUUUUUUUAGAAUUAAGCCUGCUCUUUUGCGGCAAGCUACUUAUGGCACAAUAAAGAUUGGCAUUUAUUAUUCAUUAAAAGGAAUUUUAAUUAAUCACCCUCAUGAGGAAACUUUAUUUAAAAAUGUUUUGUGCGGAGUUACUGCUGGAGUUAUAGGUGCUUCAAUAGCUAAUCCUACUGAUGUCUUAAAGGUUCGUCUUCAAGCAGAAAACAAGGCUUAUGCUGAGAAAGGGAUGUUCAGGUGCUUUUUAGAUAUAUAUUCUAGUGAAGGUUUAAAAGGACUUUGGCGUGGAGUUUGCCCCACUGCUCAAAGAGCUGCUGUUUGUGCUGGUGUUGAGCUUCCUGUUUAUGAUAUCACAAAAAAGAAUCUCAUUAUGUCUGGAGUCAUGGAAGAUGGCAUAUUUACACAUUUUGUGUCUAGUUUUACUGCUGGCUUAACUGGAGCAGUUGCGUCCACCCCAAUCGAUGUUGUUCGAACACGGUUGAUGAAUCAAAAGAAGUUAAGAACAGCUAUUGUUAGUGGAACUGAAGCUCAAGCACAAGUCUUAUAUACCGGUUCUUUUCAUUGUGCUGUCCAUACUGUGCAAACAGAAGGACUGUUAGCUCUCUAUAAAGGCUUUGUGCCAACGUGGGUCAGGUUAGGGCCCUGGAAUAUUAUAUUUUUUAUAAUGUAUGAACAGAUGAAGAAAUUUCAUUAAGAAGAGCUUACCUUGAGUUUUUUUACCACUCAUGGACAAGUAACUUAAAAGCCCUUUUAGUGUGUAUUGAAGAAAACAAUGGCCUAUGCUUAAAACAAUUUUGCUGCUUCUGCACUCAUUAUAUUUCAUGGUUGUGUCGGAGAGUUUGCCUGCCCCUGCAGUAUUAGACAUUUUUUAAAGAAAAAAAUAUGAAAUCUUGUUAGGACAAUUUUAGAGUCAAAUCAUCUUGUUUAUUUAUUUAUUUUGUUUUGUUUUAAAAGUGUCUAUUUUCAGCAGAUUUACUGAAAAUUUAUAUUCACACUUACAUAUAUAUACAUAUUGUACAUAUUCUUCUUUAUACAUACCUUUCUUGUUUUCAUUGUUCCAAAUGUGAUAAAAUUCUAAUGAUAAAUAAAAUUUUAUCUCCCUUAA